Molecule: messenger RNA, 1330 nt
Organism: Theobroma cacao (cacao)
Lineage: Eukaryota; Viridiplantae; Streptophyta; Magnoliopsida; Malvales; Malvaceae
Product: GDSL esterase/lipase EXL3-like
Biological process (GO): lipid metabolic process
Molecular function (GO): lipase activity
Source: RefSeq, a predicted model, not a curated record
UCUCUCUAUUUCACCUACUUUUCCUGAAAGAGCACGCACACAGCAAUCUGUCUUCAUGGAACUGAUCUUUUCUUCUUCUUCUUCCUUGACCUAUUUGGUCUCCCAUCUUUUGGUUUUGGCGCUUUUGAUAUGCAGCACAAAGGCUUUGGUAAAGUUACCGCCGAACGAAACAGUUCCUGCUGUCAUCGUCUUUGGGGAUUCGAUUGUCGACGCUGGAAACAACAACGACCUCUCCACUUUGAUCAAGUGCAACUUCCUCCCUUACGGCCAAGACUUUGACGGGGGAGUUCCGACGGGAAGAUUUUGCAAUGGAAAAAUCCCUUCAGAUAUUAUAGCUAAAGAAAUGGGAAUUAAAGAUACUGUGCCAGCGUAUUUGGAUCCAACUUUGACACCCCAAGAUCUCCUAACAGGAGUAACCUUUGCUUCAGGUGGCACUGGAUAUGAUCCUAUGACACCCAAACUAGCGUCAGUUAUAUCGUUAUCAGACCAGUUGGAUCACUUCAAAGAAUACAUAGCCAAGCUGAAAGCUCUUGUUGGAGAAGAGAGAACAAACUUCAUCAUAGCCAAGAGUCUAUAUCUAAUUGUAGCCGGCAGCGAUGACAUCGCCAACACAUAUUUUGUUCUCCGAGUCAGGAAAUUGCAAUACGACAUUCCCGCUUACACUGAUUUAAUGGCCAACUCGGGUCAGACCUUCUUCAAGGAACUAUAUGCUUUGGGAGCUCGAAGAAUGGCGGUGUUCAGUGCACCACCAAUCGGCUGUGUGCCAUCACAGAGAACUUUAGCAGGAGGAAUCGAAAGGGAAUGUGCAGAAGAUUACAACCAAGCCGCCAGGUUAUUCAACAAAAAGCUAUACGCCGUGUUGAAUUCCCUGCAAACAAGCCUGCCUGAUGGGAAAUUCGUGUACACAGAUGUCUACAAUCCUCUGCUUCAACUCAUCGAAAACCCUCAAAAAUAUGGCUUUGAAGUUGCAAACAAAGGAUGCUGUGGUACAGGGAACAUAGAGGUGGCAAUUUUGUGUAAUAAACUGAGUCCAUCUACAUGCACAGAUGACUCUAAAUAUAUUUUCUGGGACAGUUAUCAUCCAACUGAGAAGGCAUACAGUGUUCUCGUUCCCCUAAUCCUUGAUCAGGAUUUUGUGAACAACUUCUUUUGAGGCAAUCUCGUAUUAUACAUAUAUGAAGAAUAAAAGCUCUCUUCUGCUCAUUUUUGUACCCCAUAAUUAAGAUGGUCUCUCGAGGAUUUGUGACCAUAUAAUAUUUGGCUAUAACUUUAUUCAAGUCUAAGUUAUAUUAUGUAAGUUUCAUUCCACUGAGAAAAUGCAAAUUUAUCU